This is a messenger RNA of Capra hircus (goat), 1166 nucleotides long. RefSeq names its product gametogenetin-binding protein 1-like. The record is from RefSeq and is a predicted model, not a curated record. Lineage: Eukaryota; Metazoa; Chordata; Mammalia; Artiodactyla; Bovidae.
AUGGAGGCCCCUGCUUCAAGCCCUCGGCCCCGAAUUUUGGGCCGCUCCCCCAUGUUCUGCUUUUUCUGGAGCUUGGUAGGCAGCAAGUGCAGCCCGGAGAGCUCAGACAAGGCCUUGCGGAGGGGCUGGUCGUGGCCCCUGAGGGGGCAGGACGCCGUCCCCGUGAUGGCCGACCGUCAGGGACAAGCUGGGAGGAGGGAGUCCAGGCCUCCCGCCACGCUGCCCUUCGCCCGCCCUGGGGCCCUGCCGCGGCCCAGCCCCUCGGGGCUGGAGAUGGGGGACCCGGGGGCCCAGACUUGCCCCCCCGAGGAGGUCCUGAAGGUCAUGGCUCAGGGCGUUGAGGUGAAGCCAGUCCUGCCCAGAGGAAGCCAGGAGGUGCUGGGCCACUUGUCUGAGCUGGAGGAGAGGGAAGAGGCGGCCACAGGGGAGGCCUCAGGGAAUACGGGGACCUCAGAAAGGGGCCACUCUGCCCAGGCCUCGGCGGCGGUGGAGCCAGGAUGCGCGCGGAGGGCCCUGGGGCCACUGGAGUUCAGCCCCGAGGCCUUCACGAGGGAAGAGGAAUGUCUGCUCGAUGGUGACCCAAGACUGGCCUCCUCCAAGGUGGGGGCAGCUCCCUGGAACCGCCUCCUCGGCUUGUACAAGCGGCUCCAGAAAGGGGCCAUGGCCAAGUCCCCUCUCAAGGAAGGCCUGCCCCGAGAAGAGCCAGGCGAGGAAGAGGAGGCGGCAGCGGAGGAAGACAGCGCCCUCAAGCUCUGCGUCCCGGGCAUCGUCACCCUCCAGUCCCCGCUGCAUAAGGCCUUCAGGUCAACGGACACAGUUGGUUUUGUGGAGGCGGAGCUAAAGAAGCUUCUGGUCGUUCAGCGGGAGUCUCGCCUCUGGAAGAUGGGCGGCUAAGACAGCCAGGAGCUGCUGACCCAGCCAGAGAUCACCCUGGAGGAGGCGGGCGUCGUGGAUGGCCAGCACCUGCUUCUGGAGGAGAUGGACGAGAUGGGAAACUGGCCUCCAGAGUGAAGCCAGCGCCGCCCGGGGUCCCUGCAGGCGCGGAGGGAUGGAGCCCCGCAUCUCAGGGCACCUCCAGGAGCCCCUGGGGCCAAGGAGCCUCAAGAUAACCUGUGUCUGCACAUCUGCAGGGUGGGCCUGCCUGGCAGACUGCUCCCACUCGUCAA